CUGACAAGGAACUUUAAACCAUUCGUCUUUUAUCUUUUUGCUAAGAGUUUAGGUAUUCUUGACUUACAGGAUAUGGUUUAAGACAGCUUAUAUAAAUCUUCCUUUCAAAUAACUGGACAAUUGAAAAUGGCGCCUCAGAAGCGCAAAAGACCGCACGACGCCGAACCGGAGUUACCGCGUCGCGCGACCAGACAACAUCCUGCGCCCAAUAGCGAUGAACAUCUACUACGAAGCGGUCGUGUACGUGCCGGUUCGAUCAAAAAGGCUCAAAUGUUAUCAAAUACCGAGAAAAUAUUGGAAAAAAACGGGGAAGUCAAGAAGAGAGCAGGGAGGCCACCCAAUAAACAAGAGAGCACCACAGCGACUAGGCACGUUGUGGCGGAUAAUGUAUCAAAAGAAAAUAUACAACCUAAUAAUAGUGAUGAGGGAGAAGAUGAAGCGCAAUACUAUGAUAGAAUAAAUGAGCCGAUUAAUUCUCUGGGGCAUUCACAGCAUGAAGAAAAGAAAGAAAAGAAAGCGACGACGAGACGGCCGACUACAGGCUCAUCCCCUCCACAAACCAAACUUCUGCCCCCCAAGCCGCCAUUACAGCGAAAGCAACAGCAAAAGCAACCUCAGCAACCGCAGAUUCCAAAUCAAACAAAUACACACACGAAACCACUCGUGACAUCGACGCCAAAGCGCCCUACUACCUCGGACAAGUUGUUAAAGCCUCCCCCCACACCGCGCUCAGAUCGCAACAUCGAUAAGGUCGUGUUAGGUAAUAUCUGCUUCAAGGCGUGGUACCCCUCGUACUAUGGCAAGGAGGUGCUAGGGGACAUAUCGAAUAGUACCAAUCCGGGCGGCAAGGAUGGCAGAGAUGGCGGCGGGAAGAUGGGAGGCAGGAUAGGCGGUAGCAAGAGACAACCACCGCCUAUGCUCGAACGCUUGUAUGUCUGCCCGUGCUGCUUCAAGUAUAGUAGAGAGUUGGUCGCGUGGUGGGAACAUGUUAGGUGCUGCGAGAAGACGUUCGAGAUGCCUGGGCGGAGGGUGUAUAAACACCCCAAGGGUUUAAGGACGCGGACGGUGAAGGUCCCUUCGGCAUUCUCGAGUGUUACUACGGCUACAACUGCGGAGGUAGUUGGCAAGGGUAAGGGGAGGAAGAAGAGCGACGGAGGCGCAGGCGUGCCGAAGGUAGAAGAAGUUAUUAGCGAUGACGGCGAGUGGAGCGUGUGGGAGGUUGACGGGGAGAAAGAUAGGCUGUUCUGUCAGAAUCUAUCCCUGUUCGCGAAGCUAUUCCUAGAUAACAAAUCGGUCUUCUUCGACGUGACGGGGUUCAACUACUUUCUUCUCGUCUAUACGCCCCCACCAACUCCCGAUCCACAACCGUCUCCUUCUCUCGCUCCUACGUCUACCGAUAUAAUUCCAAACUCUCAACCAUCUACAACUAUUUCUAGUACUUCCCAACAUACUCCAACGUCGCAGACGAGACCGCAGGUAGUAGGCUUCUUCUCAAAGGAGAAACUGUCCUGGGAUAACAAUAAUCUGGCGUGCAUCCUGGUGUUCCCACCAUGGCAACGCAAGGGUCUGGGCGCCCUACUCAUGGGUGUAUCGUACGAAAUCUCCCGGCGCGAGUGUAUUCUAGGCGGGCCUGAGAAACCUAUAUCCGAACUUGGUAGGAAGGGGUACAAGCGAUUCUGGGCAGGCGAGAUUGCGCGGUGGCUUCUGGAGCUUAAAAUACCGGAGGGACAAGGGGAAGAUGAUACAGAAGGUGAAGGGGAGACGUUAAUCACCGUCAAGGAAGUCUCCAGGGCCACGUGGAUCGUGCCCGAGGACUGUCUCGCCGUGCUUCGAGAGAUGGGCGUUGUAGAAGAUGCAGGUCCUAGUUCCACUGAGACAGCCGCUGCUAACGGGUCAACCGAACGGCGUGGCGGUAGCGUCAGCGACGGAGAUGUUGAAAUAGAAGAGGCGAAGACGGCUCCCCGCGUAAGGCUCGAUAGGGAAGCUGUCAGGCUCUGGGUCGGCGCGAACAAGAUCGACCUUACUAAGACGUGCAACCCGGAUGGCUUCGUCGAGGGGUACGCGGUUAGGGAGGGAGAGAGCGAGGAAGUGGGUGAAGAGUAGUAGAGUAAUGGAGAGACAGAAAAGUUGGAUGGAAAUAUAUAAGAUACCCCUGUGCUUUAGGUUUUGAAUGUAUAAUAGCUGAAUAUUGAAU
Daldinia decipiens is the source of this 2194-nucleotide messenger RNA. RefSeq names its product acyl-CoA N-acyltransferase. The record is from RefSeq and is a predicted model, not a curated record. Bases 127 to 2103 code for a protein of 658 amino acids. NCBI's taxonomy places the organism in Eukaryota, Fungi, Ascomycota, Sordariomycetes, Xylariales, Hypoxylaceae. The transcript is spliced from 2 exons. Gene Ontology annotation, molecular function: histone acetyltransferase activity. Gene Ontology annotation, biological process: regulation of DNA-templated transcription.